Molecule: messenger RNA, 4529 nt
Organism: Vidua chalybeata
Lineage: Eukaryota; Metazoa; Chordata; Aves; Passeriformes; Viduidae
Gene: TXNRD2
Product: thioredoxin reductase 2
Exons: 17
Coding region: 230-1510 (426 amino acids)
Biological process (GO): cell redox homeostasis; glutathione metabolic process; cellular response to oxidative stress
Cellular component (GO): cytosol; mitochondrion
Molecular function (GO): thioredoxin-disulfide reductase (NADPH) activity; glutathione-disulfide reductase (NADPH) activity; flavin adenine dinucleotide binding
Source: RefSeq, a predicted model, not a curated record
UCCCCCGGCAGUGUCGGGGCUGUGCCGUACGCUCCGAGCGCUCUCAGGAAAGAAUGAGUAUGAUCUUCUGGUCAUUGGUGGAGGGUCUGGAGGCCUUGCUUGUGCAAAAGAAGCUGCUCAGUUUGGAAGAAAAGUGGCUGUUCUGGAUUAUGUUGAACCUUCCCCACAAGGAACUGCAUGGGGACUUGGUGGAACUUGUGUGAAUGUUGGCUGCAUUCCUAAAAAGCUUAUGCAUCAAGCAGCUCUUUUAGGGAGUGCCAUUAAAGAUGCCCAACACUAUGGCUGGAAUAUAUCCCAACCUGUUCAUCAUACCUGGUCUGUGAUGGCACAAGGUGUUCAGAAUUAUGUAAAAUCCUUGAACUGGGGACACAGAGUGCAACUACAAGAAAAGAAGGUGAAAUAUUUCAACAUAAAAGGAAGUUUUUCUGAUCCACAUACAGUCCGUGGUUUAACAAAAGCAGGUAAAGAGAUCGUUGUUACUGCAGAUAAUAUUGUCAUUGCUACUGGAGGAAGACCAAAAUACCCUACACAUGUUGCAGGUGCACUGGAGUAUGGAAUCACAAGUGAUGAUCUCUUCUGGUUAAAGAAGUCUCCUGGAAAAACGUUGGUUGUUGGAGCCAGCUAUGUUUCCCUUGAGUGUGCUGGUUUUCUAACAGGCAUUGGAUUGGACACUACAGUCAUGAUGAGAAGUGUCCCACUUCGUGGGUUUGAUCAGCAAAUGGCUUCUUUAGUAACUGAGCACAUGGAAUCUUAUGGCACAAAAUUUUUAAAGAGAUGUUUCCCAACUAAAGUUGAAAAAUUGGAGAGCGACAGAUUGCAAGUCACUUGGAAAAAUGCUGACCUGGACACAGAAGAAACCGAUUCUUUCAACACCGUUAUGUGGGCAGUAGGCCGAGUUCCUGACACCAAAACUCUCAAUUUGGAGACAGUUGGAGUGAAAACUAACUCUGAAACUGGAAAGAUUAUUGUUGAUGCCAGUGAAGCUACUUCUGUUCCUCACAUUUAUGCAGUUGGAGACAUAACAGAGGGCCGUCCUGAAUUAACACCCACAGCAAUAGCUGCAGGAAAACUGCUGGCUCAGCGUCUUUUCGGCCAGUCUUCAGAACUGAUGGACUAUGACAAUGUGCCUACCACAGUCUUCACUCCCUUGGAAUAUGGUUGUGUUGGCCUGUCAGAAGAAGCAGCUGUGCAACGUCAUGGAUCAGACAAUAUUGAGGUAUACCAUGCGUAUUAUAAACCUUUAGAGUUCACAGUGGCUGAAAGAGAUGCAACUCAAUGCUAUAUGAAAAUGGUGUGCUUACGAGAGAGGGAGCAACGAAUACUUGGCCUUCAUUUCAUUGGACCAAAUGCAGGCGAAGUUAUUCAAGGAUUUGCUCUUGGAAUCAAGUGUGGUGCUACAUAUCCUCAGAUGAUGAAGACAGUUGGCAUUCACCCCACCUGUGCUGAAGAAGUUACCAAGUUGCACAUUACAAAGCGUUCUGGCCUGGAUGCAACAGUCACAGGCUGCUGAGGUUAAAUACCAUCCCUGGAAAGAAGGAAAAAAAGCACAAAACAUAUUUGUAAAGAAAGGGGGUACUGAAAGUUGAAACAGCUUUAAUGGUUCAGGUUACAGGAAUUUUUUUUUUGUUUUUUUGUAGAGAGGUUUUUCUCAUAGCCGAAAAAUUUUCCUUGCACCAUCACAGUUCUAAAACCAAUGUAGUCCUGCUGCAACAAAUCUCUCUUUCUGAGUGCCUGAAGCUCUUCUGUUGCUGGCAGCUAGGGAAUGAUCCCAGUAUUUCAUAUGUAAAUAUAACUAAAGCCCGUGACAUCUGAGGCCAUCUACAAAUGAAGCAGUUGUCAUUUGGGUUUCCCUGUUGGUCAGCAGAAGAGUCUCAGAUGCUGGGAAUCAGACAGGACAUCCCUUAGAAGUUUGGUGGGAUGCUUUAUCCUGCAUGCUUGGGUGGCUCAUUACUGAUCCUAAUAUUGAACACUGAGACUCUGCAUUCAUUACUUGAUCCUAAUAUUGAACACUGAGACUUUGCAUUCACUAGUGGAAACAAGUUCCUGGAGUGCAUAACAAAGGGUAAGCAAUCAUCUUUGGGUUUUUUUCCUUUAAAAUGUAAUAUGUAAUGGAAUUUAAUAGAAAAUCACCUGAAGCUGUACUGCUGCUGGAAGAAUCACAAUGGAUUAAUCAUUAGCAGCCUGGUCACACUGUUAUGGAGAGGACUGAGAAUGAAUGAUCUCAGAGGUGCUAAAGAAAGAGUUGAAUUUUAUGGUGGCGUCUCUGCCUACUCCUCAAAUUUUUAAUUCAGCUCAGUCCAAACUAAAUUGACACAUCUCACAAAUUACUGCUUGAACAGUGUAUAUUAAGCUGACAAGUAGAGUAAAACCCUCUAAUAAUCCACCUUAUGCAGCAUUUUCUGUUUUAUAGAAUGCAGGAAUAUGGCUGACACUUAAAUAUUUUCUUGGUUUGUUUUUAAGACUUUCUUACUGAUGAGCUGGAGACUAUAUCUGAACUGACUUAUGUCUGGCUUUAAUAAAACAUGUUACUGAAGGGAACUGCAUUAAGCAGUGAUCCAGAAGAGAAAUGGUCCUGCCCUGAACAAAGAUAUAAAAUAAUCAUCUGCAACUUUUUCUUUUUUUUCUGUUUUUGUGUACUGGCCCGAGUAAGAAAGUAUUACCCUGUUGAAAAUUCCUGAUGAUUUUCGUGCUCUCCAGAAGGGGGAGGUGCUGGCUCAUCUGUGGCAGGAGAGGAACAAAUCUGAGAGUGAAGCCUCUUGUGCAGAGCCCUGUUAAGGAGGUAGCCUGACAAAGGCAAACACAAACCAAUCUGCACUGAAUUUCAAUUCCAGUCGCAGUUUCUUGCACCCUUUACAGCAGAGUAUUGCACAUUGGAAGAGACCAGCUUCAGGUGAAACAAAAUAUAUCCUUUUUGCAGCUAAUUUACAUCAGUGUUUUAUGUGUGGAAUUUGUUAUUUUCAUUCCAAACUUGUUGAAGUUUUGAAGAAUAGUCUGAUGAUCAUAUGAUAGUAUGAUAUCAUACAGAUAUAGCAUGUAUAUCUGCUAUUUUAAUUUGAUUGGUAUUUCACUGCUGGAACAAUACAGACAAAUGGGUAGUUUAUAUCGAGUGUGAAAUAAUUUUUACCAUGAGAGUUUAACCUGUCUGAGAAACUAUUAGGCAAAAGGGAUCAAAACUUCCUUGUAAAAUAGGAUUUAACAGCAUUUAUCACACUCUCAUUGAUAUAAGAAUAUUAAAUUUUCAAUUUUUUUUUAACUUAAACAAAAGAAGUUCUAAAUGUUUUCUCUACAAAAUUUCCUGAUUUUUUUUUGGUCCACAUUUCUGGUCCAUAAACUAGAAAUAAGUGAUACAGUUGGACUCCAAGUGGCAUUCCAUAUCAGAUCUGCUGAUGCCAUUUUUCAUCUGUGAAGUCAUCCAUAAGUUUGUAGUUGACCAGAAAUAUUUGGACUGGAAAUGUUGUUGAAACAACGCCUGAAUCUUGCAGCUGCCUUUAGAAGAAAUUAUUAAAACUUUAUAUAAAUAGAUGCAUACCUGCACAUUCAGAAGUUUCUCUUUUCCUUUAAUAAAGGGCCUUAUGAGUAUGGUGCAGCCAAAACCCUUGCUGGAUUUUCCUCAGCUGUUUACAAAAAAGGAAUUCAGAGUAAAUUAGGGUUUCUUAAAAUGUUUUACUUAAAAUUUCAAAAUUUGGAGAUACAGCCUAAUAGCAAUUUUGCUGUGAGAAACAGCUCACCUCUGACAAAACUUCGUUUAUGCAUACAAGUUUUUCUUUCAAGUUAUUAUCUAUUAUAGUUCCUUUUGUUUCCCAAAAAUUAAAGCACUGGUGUUUAACCAUGUAAAAUCUGCUUCUCUUCUCUGCCCUCCCAAUGCAUCCAGUAGACAGAGUUGUCUGUCCAUACAGACAAAUCAAUGGAAAGAUGAGUUCAUUUCAUUCAUUCGAAAGUUCAAAUUAAUUAUUUGGGACAGCAAAUAGAGAGAUCUCAAGGAAAUGUGUCCUCAGUGCAUAUAGAGUGUGAAACUAAAGCAUGUCAUGGUUUUCAGAAGAAACAGAACUGUCUUGGUUUUAGAAUUGCUGAGUGGCUUGCAUGAAAUUGUUCCUGUCUCUUCAACAGCAGCCUGGCUCUGUUCCUCAUUUAGUGGAAAAUGCUGUUGCCCCUUGAAGUAAAACAAAACAUACACUCCCACCUAGAUAAUAAUGUCAGAAUCAACAGCAAGACAGAAUAAUGACAAAUAUUGUGAUUGUGCUUUUUUUCCUGAAGGAUUCACCAGGGAUGGUGCUUAAGAAUUGUUUUUAAAAGCCUGACCAAUGUAAAUUGAAACAGUUGAUGUACAUUGCAACUUACUGAUUGCAUGUGAAAAUGUACCAAAAAAAAAGUGGUCAGGCUUCUUAGGAUGCCAGCUGAUGAGGAUUUGUUUGUCAAACCACACCAUGGUGCAAACAAGUCUGAGCUUUGCUGGGUCCCUCAUAUGUGUGAUCCCAAUAUUUAUUGUGUUAUGAAUUAAUUAAUAAAUAAAGAAUAUUUUUUCUAGUAAA